GUUGUCGCGGUUCUUCAUACGAGUGCGAGCAAACGGCGAUGAAAAUAGAACUCAGGUGUUCUUUGAAAGACGAAAGAAGUCAUGAUUUGUAGUUGUUUUCAUUGAGGUUAUAAGUUUAGUGCUCGUUGAAGGACAGUGUACGGUAGUAAUUUAUUCAGGUUUUGUUUUUAAGCGCAAUGGAGCAGCCGGUGCCUAAAAAUAAGCUGAAGAAGCUCAGCGAAGACAGUCUGACCAAGCAACCCGAGGAAGUCUUCGAUGUACUUGAAAAACUCGGAGAAGGCUCGUAUGGCAGCGUAUUUAAAGCCAUCCACAAAGAAUCUGGACAGGUAGUGGCCAUUAAGCAGGUUCCUGUGGAGUCUGACCUGCAGGAAAUCAUCAAGGAGAUUUCCAUCAUGCAGCAAUGUGACAGUCCCUAUGUGGUGAAGUACUAUGGCAGUUAUUUUAAAAACACAGACUUGUGGAUUGUGAUGGAGUACUGCGGUGCUGGCUCUGUGUCUGAUAUCAUCAGAUUACGUAAUAAAACACUCACAGAGGAUGAGAUUGCUACCAUCCUGAAGUCCACAUUGAAGGGUCUUGAGUAUUUGCACUUCAUGAGAAAAAUCCACAGGGACAUCAAAGCUGGGAACAUUCUCCUUAAUACUGAAGGACAUGCUAAACUUGCUGACUUUGGAGUGGCUGGGCAGCUUACUGACACAAUGGCAAAGAGAAACACUGUAAUUGGCACACCAUUCUGGAUGGCUCCCGAGGUGAUUCAGGAGAUUGGGUACAACUGUGUGGCAGAUAUCUGGUCCCUUGGCAUCACAUCGAUAGAGAUGGCAGAGGGCAAGCCUCCCUAUGCAGACAUUCAUCCAAUGAGGGCUAUUUUCAUGAUUCCAACAAAUCCCCCACCAACGUUUAGAAAGCCAGAGCUGUGGAGUGAUGAUUUCACAGAUUUUGUAAAAAAGUGUCUUGUGAAAAACCCUGAACAGAGAGCCACGGCCACGCAACUGUUACAGCAUCCUUUCAUUACCAAUGCGAAACCAGUGACCAUACUGAGGGACCUAAUCACAGAAGCCAUGGACAUGAAGGCAAAGAGACAACAAGAGCAGCAGAGAGAACUGGAAGAGGAGGAUGAUAACUCGGAGGAAGAAGUGGAGGUGGACUCUCAUACAAUGGUGAAAUCUGGCUCAGAAAGUGCUGGCACCAUGCGAGCAACAGGCACAAUGAGUGACGGUGCACAGACCAUGAUCGAGCAUGGCAGCACCAUGCUUGAGUCAGACCUAGGCACCAUGGUGAUAAACAGUGACGAAGAAGAUGAGGAUGAAGAUGUGGGCUCAAUGAGGAGAAACCCUACAGCACCACAGGGCCAGCGGCCAUCUUUCAUGGACUAUUUUGACAAGCAGGAUUCAAACAAAGCACAGGAGACUUACAAUCACAACCAGCAGGACCCUUUCCUCAUACCCAAGACUGCUUUCCCUGACAACUGGAAAGUACCACAAGAUGGAGACUUUGAUUUCCUGAAAAAUCUAGACUUUGAGGAGCUGCAGAUGCGCCUCAGCGCUCUGGACCCCAUGAUGGAGCGAGAAAUCGAGGAGUUGCGGCAGCGCUACACAGCUAAAAGGCAGCCCAUCCUCGAUGCCAUGGAUGCCAAGAAGCGUCGGCAGCAGAACUUCUAAAACUGCAUGAAGGAAGAAAUACCUGCAGAGUGUUUUCAAAACUGGCAAGCCAGAUAAUAUGUUCCCUUUGAAGUCUUACAUCCAGUUUUAGUACUGACGUCUAGCCUCUUACCAUAAGCCUCCUUCUGUUUGUUGGACAUGGGAGCAUCUGGCUAAGUGCAUUUUUUUCCUCUCCUUUAUUUCUAGAAGACUUACCUGAGACCUGAGCCUCAUUCAGUGAGUCCCUGUAUGCAAAAUUAUAGACACAAACACAUUGAACAUAAAACUAUAAGGGAAAAAGUUUCUGCAUGCAUCGAAUCUACAUAGCAGUAGUUUAUAUGAAGCUCUGAGUGAGUGAACAGUGCAGGGAAGAACUCCAACUAUGUCGACCACAACUGGAAGAGGGGCUUGGGGAAAAUGGGUUAGUCCGUAUGUCCACUUCUUACAAUUUUCCCUUUCCACAUGUAUUUCUCUAGCUGUAACAUCAUCUAAUACCUCUCUGGUUUCAUAAAUGUGGCUACAGUGAAGAGCAUGAUUAGAAUGUCUGAAAUUAUGAGGGGUAUCUAAGAAAUUGUUGGUUGGACUUAUAAGCAUUAGUUUAAAAAGGAAAAAAACCAAAGACAAUCAUUCAAGGGCCUUAGAGAGCUUUCAGUGGUCAGCCCUAGCUUGUAAUCUUAGACAGAAUUCUCUUUUUUUUUUUAAUCUAAAAUUAAAUUGAGACUUCCAUAGUUACAUGACUUAGACAGAGAUAACUGACUGACAAAAAAGAUUUGAGUGAUGCUGUAUGUACCCAGUUUGCAGCAGUGAUUGGAAGAAAUAGAGCAAUUAAUAUAACAGUACUCCCCACUGUUAAGACCAUUCUUAAGGGCCCAGUCUUGCUCUGUAAAUAUGCAUGGACUAAAGUUUCAUGUACUUGGUUUUUAUUCCGAAUGUCAUUUUCAUUCCUCAUUUUUGAAUGUUUUGAAAAUUAGGUCUCUCUUCAUGUUGCUCUAUUUAUUCUUUCUCUGCUAGUGCCUGAAUCAUGUGUUCUGUAUGGUAAGCACUCCUGUGAGGAAGUGCAAAUCACAUGUCCUCAUCCUUCACUUUAUCUCAGGGGUUGCUUAACGACCGCUUCUCUUUCUCCUUCUUGUCCUUUGUCAAGGAUUCAAGACUUUUAUAUUGUAAUCUCUGUGUCUACCAGCAUUAUUAUUGGUUUGUCUGUUACUGGUACCUAAGCAAUACCACACAAUCGAACAUAACCUGAAAAUAAUCUCUGUAACCAAGAUGUCCUAAAUGAGGCAACUUAAAACAUAAUGUCCAAGAGUACAAUACUGAAUGAUGUCAUAUGUGGAUGUUUUGCUAAUACUGAGUAUAAGAUUGUGUGAAGUAUGGUUUUUCAAUGGUUGCAUUGGUUUUGCAAGAACUUACUCAUGAAGUUAGUUUUAAGAUUGUGCUUAAAAUGCCUUAUGUUUUCCUUUUGUGAAUUAUAUCGAUAUAUUUCAUUCUUUCUAACAUGUAUUAUAGACACAUUUCCACUCAGUACCCUAAUUUAUUAUUAUUCAUAUCGAUUAUUGCUGCUGUUGCAUGAAAACCUUUUUUGGAAUUGAAACAAAAAGCAGACUCCACUUAUUUCUCUGACCCUUUACAGCUCCACAAGCUCAGUGAACUCUAACUACAACGUGAUGUUUAUCGGGACAGUAGUGGAAAUGUAGGAGGUUUUCAUGUCUGCUGAAAAGUUGCUCUUUUAGGGGAAGGUUUUCUUGCAAUAGGACCUAGUCACUCUCCCCUGAGAGUGAUCUUUAAUAAAGUUCAGUUUCUUGGAU
Pygocentrus nattereri (red-bellied piranha) is the source of this 3436-nucleotide messenger RNA. RefSeq names its product serine/threonine kinase 3 (STE20 homolog, yeast) (gene stk3). The record is from RefSeq and is a predicted model, not a curated record. Gene Ontology annotation, cellular component: cytoplasm. Lineage: Eukaryota; Metazoa; Chordata; Actinopteri; Characiformes; Serrasalmidae. Gene Ontology annotation, biological process: intracellular signal transduction; protein phosphorylation; protein tetramerization. The coding region runs from base 177 to 1655 and encodes 492 amino acids. Gene Ontology annotation, molecular function: protein serine/threonine kinase activity; ATP binding. The transcript is spliced from 11 exons.